Laccaria bicolor S238N-H82 is the source of this 1176-nucleotide messenger RNA. RefSeq lists its product as uncharacterized. Bases 1 to 1176 code for a protein of 391 amino acids. NCBI's taxonomy places the organism in Eukaryota, Fungi, Basidiomycota, Agaricomycetes, Agaricales, Hydnangiaceae. The transcript has 3 exons. The record is from RefSeq and is a predicted model, not a curated record.
AUGCAACUCUCGUAUAUUGGCCAAGCUUUCUCCCAACCCACCAUAUACGACCUCAUCUUUUCAUGCCUUCCACCUCCCACAAUCAUGCGAUGUGGCCGUACCUGUCGCGUGAUCUAUGUCGCCACCAAAGACUUCAACACCAGAGCCUAUAACAUCAAUCGCCACCUCUCAAGGUUCUUCAACGAUCCGGAGGGAUUUCGUUCCCUCCAAGCUCAAACGGCCGCUCUCAUAUCGGGGUCCAACGCGCUCCAGUUUUUGGAUCGAUCACAUUACGCCGAUUCCGACCUCGACGUCUUUGUAUUUGCAGGCACUGUCAGAGAGAUUGGGCGAUGGUUGAUUAAUCACGAAGGGUAUUCAUUCACUCCCAGACCAGAGCAAUCGCCUGAGUUUGAAAAGGCCGCCGUUGAAAUGUCUCCUGUUCCUGGCGAACCUGAGGCAUUCGAGGUGCACGAAGCGGAAUAUCGUUCAACCGGUAUUAUUGGUGUGCACUCGUUUUCGAAAGCGCCGGAUCUUACGAUCCAACUCAUAACAACUCGUCGCACCCCGAUGGACUGUAUCUUGCGUUUUCACUCCACUUGUGUGAUGAACGUGAUUGCUUUCGAUGCUGCUUAUUCAUUGUACCCUAGGGCAACAUUCGACUUGAGGCGUGGGCUCUCACUAGCACAUAUCUCUCCUCGCGAAGCAAAAGCCCUUGCGAAAUAUGGAGCCCGCGGGUGGGUGAUCCAUUCGACAAUAUGGCCGCACGAGGAAGAUACCUUGAAGCCUCUUUUCAAAGUUGACGUCCUGCGCCGCAUGAUUGAUCGUGAUUCAUGGGUCAUUCCCUUUGAUACGACUGACAUCACGUUGCGUUCGCCAUUCAAUUUGUCGUCGCCCCCCUUCACAGAGGACCCAGCUGCUUUCUCUAGCUGGACGCUUUGUGGACGCACUUCCCUGGAGUACGACAUGUCGUACCGUUUCUUGUCGUCAACCAUCUUGAAGUACGACUAUGUAAAUGACGACCCUGGUUUCUUAGAGGUCAUGAUUGCGUUCUUCCAGAAGCAAGGUUCGCUGGAACACUCAAAAUUUCGUGGGCUCCCGAAGGAUGUGGAGGCUUGGACUUGGUGGGACGCUUCUCUUCCGGGCUUUUACAAGGCCUACCUCAAGCGGCUCGAGGACAGAAGGAUGGAUGAAAGCUGA